Messenger RNA from Castor canadensis (American beaver), 1611 nucleotides. RefSeq names its product DDB1 and CUL4 associated factor 7 (gene Dcaf7). The record is from RefSeq and is a predicted model, not a curated record. NCBI's taxonomy places the organism in Eukaryota, Metazoa, Chordata, Mammalia, Rodentia, Castoridae. Gene Ontology annotation, molecular function: protein binding.
GCUUCCGUUCUGAGGGGGCGGGGCGGCAUUCCAAACGGAAGGUGGUUGUUGUCGGUGCCCAAGCUGGUCUGAAAUUGGGGGUCGGGCCCCUCGGUCGUUGUUUGUUGCCGAGGCCCCGCCUGCGGGCCAGGCAGUUCCUGCCCGACCCCGACCCCGCCUUCCUUCGGACCCCUUGGUCCCAGGCUUGGCUUCCCGCCUGACUCGCGCCCGGCCCGCCGUAGCCCGCUGCCGCUCCGGCCGGCUCUGCGGCCCAGCCGCCACCAUGUCCCUGCACGGCAAACGGAAGGAGAUUUACAAGUAUGAAGCGCCCUGGACCGUCUACGCCAUGAACUGGAGCGUGCGGCCCGAUAAACGCUUUCGCCUGGCGCUGGGCAGCUUCGUGGAGGAAUACAACAACAAGGUUCAGCUUGUUGGUCUAGAUGAGGAGAGUUCAGAGUUUAUUUGCCGAAACACCUUUGACCAUCCAUACCCCACCACAAAGCUCAUGUGGAUCCCUGACACAAAGGGAGUCUAUCCAGACCUACUGGCGACGAGUGGCGACUAUCUCCGUGUGUGGAGGGUUGGUGAAACAGAGACCAGGCUGGAAUGUUUGCUAAAUAAUAACAAGAACUCAGAUUUCUGUGCCCCCCUGACCUCCUUUGACUGGAAUGAGGUGGACCCUUAUCUUUUAGGUACCUCAAGCAUUGACACGACUUGUACCAUCUGGGGACUGGAGACUGGGCAGGUUUUGGGGCGAGUGAAUCUUGUGUCUGGCCAUGUGAAGACCCAGCUCAUUGCCCAUGACAAAGAGGUCUAUGAUAUUGCAUUUAGCCGAGCUGGGGGUGGCAGAGACAUGUUUGCCUCUGUGGGUGCUGAUGGCUCGGUGCGAAUGUUUGACCUCCGCCAUCUGGAACACAGCACCAUCAUUUAUGAAGACCCACAGCAUCACCCGCUGCUUCGUCUCUGCUGGAACAAGCAGGACCCUAACUACCUGGCCACCAUGGCCAUGGAUGGAAUGGAGGUCGUGAUUCUGGACGUCCGAGUUCCCUGCACACCUGUCGCCAGGUUAAACAACCACCGAGCUUGUGUCAAUGGCAUUGCUUGGGCCCCACAUUCAUCCUGCCACAUCUGUACUGCAGCGGAUGACCAUCAGGCUCUUAUCUGGGACAUCCAGCAAAUGCCCCGAGCCAUUGAGGACCCUAUCCUGGCCUACACAGCCGAAGGAGAGAUCAACAACGUGCAGUGGGCAUCAACUCAGCCCGACUGGAUCGCCAUCUGCUACAACAACUGCCUGGAGAUACUCCGAGUGUAGUGUUGGUGGUGCCUAACCCACCAGGCAGGGGCUUGUGUGUUUCUCACCUCUGCCUCCCCCCAAGUAAGAAGAACAUGUUUCCAAUGGCCAGUAUGUCUGUCAUUGCUUUGCACCCACUGUUUCCAGAAGCUGCUCUAGGAGUUCCCGGCCAGCUACCCUUCACUCUUUAUGCCGGACUCAAUGCUGUGUGGCACCACCUCAGCCAAGGGCUGAGUUUUAAGAUUUUUUUCUCUCCUUUCCUCUUCUCCCUUGCUUCUUCAAUUAAACAUUUCUAUAUAUUUGUUUGUCAGCUGUUGUGUUCAUGAGCAGUAUAAGCACUG